Messenger RNA from Manacus vitellinus (golden-collared manakin), 1206 nucleotides. RefSeq names its product Lck interacting transmembrane adaptor 1 (gene LIME1). The coding region runs from base 1 to 1071 and encodes 356 amino acids. Gene Ontology annotation, biological process: T cell receptor signaling pathway; B cell receptor signaling pathway. NCBI's taxonomy places the organism in Eukaryota, Metazoa, Chordata, Aves, Passeriformes, Pipridae. The transcript is spliced from 5 exons. The record is from RefSeq and is a predicted model, not a curated record.
AUGGCUGCAGCUGGUGGUGAGGGGCCGGUGGGGACCCCGCUCCUGCCGACCGGCGCUGCCCUGGCCCUGCUCGGUGGCCUGGUCUACCUGGGUGCCCUGUGCACUGCCUGCAGACGCAAGGGCAGGAAGAAGGUUGCUCCGGAUGGGGUGAAACUGGUGGAUGAGGCCCUGCUCCGGCAGACACAGCUGCGGUCACUCAGCAAGUCGGACACGAAGCUGCAUGAGCUGUACCGGCUGAAGGCCAGAGACAGCGCCCAGCGCCCGGCCAGCCUGGAUCUCCCCUGUCCUGCAGCCCCCGGAGCUGAGUCCCUGCUCAGCUCUGGCCUCCUGCACCGUGAGCUGCCCCGGAUUCCUGUCCCCGAGCCACCGGCCGCCUCCCCAGCCCCCGACCAGACCUACUCCAACCUGCUCUUCACCCCACUGAGGAAACCAGCAGCAGAUACUGUCUAUGAGUCCCUGGCAGUGGGGGGGGAGGACACCCCGGUGUCCCCCACACCCGCUGGCACCCAGGUGUCCCCCCCACGGGUGGGGCACGGGGCGGCCGAUUACGCCUGUGUCCAUAAGGUGAAGAAGGCGGUGCCUGUGGAGGUGCAGGAUGGGGCCAUGGCAGGACCCUCUGGAGCACAGCAAUGCUGGGAUGGCACAGGCAAUGCCCCCCGGGCCAAGCUGGAAGAGAUGUACUCGACAGUGUGCAAAGCCACCAAGAAGAAAUCCCAGGUCCCUGCAUCGACCCUGAGGGCCUCAAGGGAGGUGGGUUCUGGGUGGCCACCCCCCUGCCAGCAGGAGGGUGCCCCAGCUGGGUGCUGGACCCCAUCAGCCCAAGGCUCCCUGGACCCCUGCUAUGAAUCCAUCAAUGACAGAGCCUGGACUGCUCAGGGCCGUGGCCCCGACCCUGACUACGAGGCUGUGGACAUUAACUGGAAGAAGGCAGCGAAACGGGACAAGCUGGGGAAGACCUGUGUCCCUGAGAACCUGUACGAGAGCGUUGGGGACAUUUGGGCAGGGGAGCCCCGGAGAGCCUCCACCCGGACGACAGCCAACGGGCUGGAGGUGUACAUCACCAACCUAUAGCCCCCCAGGAGCAGGAUCAGUGCCACAGUGGGGUCCCACCAUGGCUGGACACUGUCAGUGCCCACAGACAGGCACCUGCAGCCCUGGGGCAUCCCUGCACAUGCUCUCUGUAUAUAUUUCUGUUACUUUUCUUUA